Messenger RNA from Gracilinanus agilis (Agile Gracile Mouse Opossum), 2108 nucleotides. RefSeq names its product kinesin family member 22 (gene KIF22). The transcript has 13 exons. Gene Ontology annotation, biological process: microtubule-based movement; mitotic spindle organization; DNA repair. The record is from RefSeq and is a predicted model, not a curated record. Gene Ontology annotation, molecular function: microtubule motor activity; ATP binding; DNA binding. The annotation marks the transcript as partial. NCBI's taxonomy places the organism in Eukaryota, Metazoa, Chordata, Mammalia, Didelphimorphia, Didelphidae.
AUUCCAGUAGCCUAAUGUUCCAUCUUCUCUUCUUCAGGAGCUACACGUUGCCAAAUGAGCAAAGGCAGAACCAGCCGUCGCCCCUCUGUGGCACGAGUCCGAGUGGCUGUGAGACUUAGGCCCUUUGUAGAAGAGGCCAAUAGCACCAGUGAGAGCUCCUGUGUACGGGGCCUGGACAGCUGUUCCUUGGAGAUUGCCAAUGGGAGAAAUAGUCAGGAGACACUCAAAUACCAGUUUGAUGCCUUUUAUGGGGAAACAAGCACCCAGCAGGACAUCUAUGUUGGCUUUGUCCAGCCCAUCCUUCGCCACUUGAUGAAUGGACAGAAUGCCAGUGUGCUUGCCUAUGGUCCAACAGGCGCAGGGAAGACAUACACAAUGCUAGGCAGCCCAGAGCAGCCUGGCAUUAUCCCUCGGGCCCUUAAAGACCUCUUGCAGCUCACCUGGGAGGAGGGUGCAGAAGGGCGACCCUGGGCCUUUGCUGUCUCCAUGUCCUAUUUGGAAAUCUAUCAAGAGAAGGUAUUGGACCUCCUUGCCCCUGCUUCAGGGGACUUGGUGAUCAGAGAAGAUCGAUGGGGGAACAUCCUGAUCCCUGGACUCACCCAAAAACCCAUUGCUUCCUUCACUGACUUUGAACAACACUUCCUGCCAGCCAGCAGAAACCGAACUGUGGGAGCUACCCGACUCAACCAGCGCUCUUCCCGAAGCCAUGCUGUGCUCCUGGUUAAAGUGGAACAACGGGAGCGGAUUGCCCCAUUCCGGCAACGAGAGGGGAAGCUCUAUCUGAUUGACUUGGCUGGUUCAGAGGACAAUCGGCGUACAGGCAACCAGGGCUUGCGGCUAAAGGAGAGUGGAGCCAUCAAUGCCUCCCUCUUUGUGUUGGGCAAGGUGGUAGAUGCAUUGAACCAAGGCCUGCCCCGUGUUCCCUACCGAGACAGCAAGCUUACCCGACUGCUACAGGACUCCCUCGGAGGUUCAGCCCACAGUGUACUCAUUGCUAAUAUUGCUCCAGAGAGGCGCUUCUACCUAGAUACAGUAACGUCACUCAACUUUGCCUCCAGGUCCAAAGAAGUAAUCAACCGGCCAUUCACCCAUAAAAGCCUUCAGCCCCCUGCUUUUAUCCCAGUGAAGCCAGGCCAAAAGGAACUGAUGGAUCCUCCAGAAGCAAAGCAGGCUAGAAGCCAGGAAGAAAUGGAAGACAGGACAAGUAGCCCAGAACUUCUAUCUGGCUGUCCCAAACGAAGCCCUCUGAAGCAGCUGAAUACCCUAGAACCAGCUGUGCAAGAGCGCCUGCUAAACCUGGAUCGAAUUCUAGACUCCCAGGGGAGCCACAGAACUUCAAUCCUAAGCACACCACGAAGAGAACGGACAGCUCUAGAAAAGGCUUUGAAAGAGAAGGACUUGGAGAUUCAGAGGCUGAAGGAAAAGUAUAAAGAGCUAGAGGCCAACAGACAGAGUCAAAAGCCCAAGGAACUGGAGGAAGAGGAGAAUGGCUCACUGGCCCCACCUUGUCCCCUUCCCUCAAAAACAAUCUCCAUGACCAAACCUCUGAAUAGAGUUGUACCCUUUCGGCUAAUUCAGGAGCAGACAACAUCCCAAAAUAAGGCCCAUGUCCUGCAGAAAGAAAGCCGUAAGAGGAAGCAGCCCGAGCCGAUCUGUGGGCAGCAGGAAGAGCAGCCUGAGGGGCUCUGCACCACCUUGGAACUGCUGCAGAUGCCCCCAGACCUCCUGACCGAGAGCCGCAGGAAGAUCCUGGGCCUGCUCAAUACUGGCUCUGCCAAGGAGCUUCGGAGGCUGCAGCGUAUUGGAGAAAAGAAAGCCCAGCUCAUCGUGGGCUGGCGGGAGCUGCACGGCCCCUUUGCGGAGGUGGAGGACCUGGGGCAGGUGGAAGGCAUCUCUGAGAAGCAAGUGGCCACCUUUGUGAAGGCCAACAUCCUAAGCUUGGCUGCCGAGUGUUUCAGGGCCUUGCCGCGGAAGGACAUCUGAGCGCCGCUGCUGCUGGUCGCCCCGCCAUCGCUUCCUGGUGCCGCGGAACACCUAGACUCCGUCCGUGUUUUACAGUGGGGGGUGGGGGUGGGCGGGUUUCUGUAAAUAGAGUGUUUUGUCCAGUC